This is a messenger RNA of Athene cunicularia (burrowing owl), 5368 nucleotides long. It is a transcript of the gene SBNO1, whose product is annotated as strawberry notch homolog 1. Lineage: Eukaryota; Metazoa; Chordata; Aves; Strigiformes; Strigidae. Bases 22 to 4092 code for a protein of 1356 amino acids. Gene Ontology annotation, biological process: regulation of DNA-templated transcription. Gene Ontology annotation, cellular component: nucleus. The record is from RefSeq and is a predicted model, not a curated record. The transcript is spliced from 31 exons. Gene Ontology annotation, molecular function: histone binding; chromatin DNA binding.
GUUUUCCACCUGAGAGCGAAGAUGGUGGAGCCAGGACAAGAUCUGUUGCUUGCUGCUUUGAGUGAGAGUGGAAUCAGUCCAAAUGAUCUAUUUGAUAUUGACUCUCCGGACGUGGUUCUUGCAAAUCCAGCACCAACUCCAGCUGUACAGCAGCAACCACCAUCCACCACAACCUUUGUGCUGAAUCAAAUAAAUCAGCUUCCGACUUUGGGGACUACAAUAGUGAUGACAAAAACAACGCCUGUUACAACUACAAGGCAGACUAUCACUGUAGCAAAAAUCAUUCAGACCAGCACAACUACUCGACCCUCGGUUGCAGCACCAGCAGUACGCAAUGCCUUGACCACUACACCUUCAAAGGACCAGAUUCAGCUGAAAGAUCUGCUAAAGAAUAAUAGUCUUAAUGAACUCAUGAAAUUGAAGCCACCUCCUAAUAUUGCCCAACCAGUAGCAACAGCAGCAACUGAUCUAAGCAAUGGUGCAGUGAAGAAGGAGGCUUCUACAAAAGAGGUAGCAAGAAUAUGGAUAAAUGACAUUAAAAUGAGAAGUUUUUCACCUACUAUGAAAGUGCCAGCAGUGAAAGAGGAGGAGGAACCUGAGGAGGAAGAUGAAGAAGAAAUGGGCCAUGCAGAAACUUACGCUGAGUAUAUGCCAAUAAAGUUAAAAAUUGGUCUACGUCAUCCUGACCCCGUAGUGGAAACCAGCUCGUUAUCUAGUGUAACUCCUCCUGAUGUGUGGUACCAGACAUCAAUAUCAGAAGAAACAAUUGAUAGUGGCUGGUUGUCAGCUUUGCAACUUGAAGCAAUUACUUAUGCAGCCCAGCAACACGAAACAUUCCUGCCCAAUGGAGACAGAGCUGGAUUCUUGAUAGGUGAUGGUGCUGGUGUAGGAAAAGGAAGGACCAUAGCUGGAAUAAUCUAUGAAAAUUACUUGUUAGGCAGAAAAAGAGCAGUCUGGUUUAGCGUGUCAAAUGAUCUGAAAUACGAUGCUGAAAGAGAUUUGAGAGAUAUUGGAGCAAAAAACAUAUUGGUUCAUUCAUUAAACAAGUUCAAGUAUGGGAAGAUUUCUUCCAAACAUAACGGAAGUGUGAAGAAAGGUGUCAUCUUUGCUACCUAUUCUUCUCUUAUUGGUGAAAGUCAGUCUGGUGGUAAAUACAAAACCAGAUUAAAGCAGCUUCUUCACUGGUGUGGUGAAGACUUCGAUGGAGUUAUUGUAUUUGAUGAGUGUCAUAAAGCUAAGAAUCUGUGUCCUGUUGGUUCAUCAAAACCAACAAAAACAGGUCUGGCUGUAUUGGAACUUCAGAAUAAACUUCCAAAAGCCAGGGUUGUUUAUGCUAGUGCCACAGGUGCAUCUGAGCCAAGAAAUAUGGCAUAUAUGAACCGUCUUGGAAUAUGGGGUGAAGGAACUCCGUUUAGGGAAUUCAGUGAUUUUAUUCAGGCUGUUGAAAGAAGAGGUGUUGGUGCCAUGGAAAUAGUUGCUAUGGAUAUGAAGCUGAGAGGAAUGUACAUAGCAAGACAGUUGAGUUUUUCAGGUGUAACUUUCAAAAUUGAUGAAGUUCUGCUUUCACAAGAAUAUGUUAAAAUGUACAAUAAAUCUGUGAAACUGUGGGUGAGUGCUAGAGAGAGGUUUCAACAAGCAGCUGAUCUUAUUGAUGCAGAACAACGAAUGAAAAAGUCUAUGUGGGGUCAGUUUUGGUCAGCUCAUCAGAGGUUUUUCAAGUACCUUUGCAUAGCAUCUAAAGUGAAGAGGGUGGUCCAGCUGGCUCGGGAAGAAAUCAAGAAUGGGAAAUGUGUUGUUAUUGGCCUGCAGUCAACAGGAGAAGCAAGAACAUUAGAAGCUUUGGAGGAAGGUGGUGGUGAACUAAAUGACUUUGUUUCUACAGCAAAAGGAGUAUUCCAGUCUCUUAUUGAAAAGCACUUUCCAGCUCCUGACAGGAAGAAGCUGUUUAGCUUGUUGGGAAUUGACUUGACUGCUCAAAGUAAUAACAAUUCACCCAGAGACAGCCCUUGCAAGGAGAACAAAAUAAAGAAACGGAAAGGUGAAGAAAUAAGCAGAGAAGCCAAAAAAGCUCGCAAAACAGGUGGCCUUGCAGGUAGCAGCUCUGAUGAGAGUGAAAGUGAGUCUGAUGCUUCGGACAAUGAAGAAAGCGACAAUGAGAGCUCCAGAUUUUUGAGUUCUGGAGAUGAUGAUGACUUCAACCCAUUCAGAGAUGAAUCCAGUGAGGAUGAUGAAGAUGAUCCCUGGUUAAUUAGAAAAGAGCAUAAAAAAAAUAAAGACAAGAAAAAGAAGAAAAGUAUAGACCCGGAUUCUAUUCAAAGUGCCUUACUAGCUUCUGGUCUCGGGUCAAAACGACCUAGCUGUUUCACUUCCACUGUUGGUACCACCACUUCUAGUACCAACACGUCAGCAAACAGUAACACAAACAGCAGCUUUGUAACAAGUCAGGAUGCAGUUGAAAGGGCGCAACAAAUGAAAAAAGAACUGCUUGAUAAACUGGAAAAACUGGCUGAAGAUCUCCCACCUAAUACACUGGAUGAGCUUAUAGAUGAACUGGGUGGUCCUGAAAAUGUUGCAGAGAUGACAGGCCGCAAGGGGAGAGUUGUUAGCAAUGAUGAUGGCAGCAUAUCUUAUGAGUCAAGAUCUGAACUUGAUGUGCCUGUUGAAAUUCUGAACAUCACGGAGAAGCAGAGGUUCAUGGAUGGAGAUAAGAACAUUGCCAUAAUCUCGGAGGCUGCCAGCUCUGGUAUAUCAUUGCAAGCAGACCGUAGAGCUAAGAAUCAGAGACGGAGAGUUCACAUGACCCUGGAGCUGCCAUGGAGUGCAGACAGAGCAAUACAGCAGUUUGGAAGAACUCAUAGAUCCAACCAAGUGACUGCUCCAGAGUACGUGUUCCUGAUUUCUGAACUGGCAGGAGAGCAAAGAUUUGCAUCUAUAGUUGCAAAAAGACUGGAGAGCUUGGGAGCCCUCACCCAUGGUGACAGACGGGCUACAGAAACUCGAGACCUCAGCAGAUUCAAUUUUGACAACAAGUACGGAAGAAAUGCUUUAGAGAUUGUUAUGAAAUCCAUUGUGAACUUAGACUCCCCAAUGGUCUCGCCGCCUCCUGAUUUUCCUGGAGACUUCUUCAAAGAUGUUCGUCAGGGAUUGAUUGGCGUAGGCUUGAUAAAUGUAGAAGACAGAUCUGGAAUACUAACGCUCGAUAAAGAUUAUAACAAUAUAGGAAAAUUUCUGAAUAGAAUUCUUGGUAUGGAAGUACAUCAGCAGAAUGCUCUAUUCCAGUACUUUUCUGACACGUUAAAUGCGGUUAUUCAAAAUGCUAAAAAGAAUGGAAGAUAUGAUAUGGGCAUCUUAGAUUUGGGCUCUGGGGAUGAGAAAGUAAGAAAGGCAGAUGUUAAGAAGUUUUUAACUCCUGGAUAUUCUACCUCUGGACAUGUAGAACUAUACACAAUCAGUGUAGAGAGAGGAAUGUCUUGGGACGAAGCAACUAAGAUCUGGGCAGAACAGACAGGUCCAGAUGAUGGAUUUUAUUUAUCACUACAGAUAAGAAAUAACAAGAAAACCGCUAUUCUAGUAAAAGAAGUGAAUCCUAAAAAGAAGCUUUUUUUAGUAUACAGACCAAAUACUGGGAAACAACUCAAACUAGAAACAUGUGCAGACCUGAAAAAGAAAUAUAAGAAGGUACCUUCUGAAGACGCUCUGCCGCACUGGUUGGAGCAGUACAAUUCUUCUGCGGAUACCUGCACCCAUGCUUACUGGAGAGGCAAUUGUAAGAAGGCAGGCUUGGGAUUAGUUUGUGAAGUGGGACUCCGCUGUCGAACUUACUACGUCUUGUGUGGUUCAGUAUUGAGCGUCUGGACAAAAGUAGAAGGCGUUCUAGCCUCUGUGAGUGGUACAAAUGUGAAAAUGCAAAUAGUUCGUCUAAGAACAGAAGAUGGGCAGAGGAUCGUAGGUUUGAUCAUUCCUGCAAAUUGUGUAUCACCCCUUGUAAACCUCCUGUCAACGUCAGACCAGUCUCAACAGCUUGCAGUACAACAGCAGCAGAUCUGGCAGCAGCAUCACCCGCAAAGCAUCACCAACUUCAACAAUGCAUAAGAGGACAAACUACAGGUGUUGACUUUGGUGUUUGAGGAAAAGGCUGUAAAAGCAUAUCACUUGCAUAAAAAUCAGGGACAGAUUCCAAAGAAAUAUAACUUUUUCAGUUCAGUUGUGUGCUCUCAAAUACUUUGGGAAUAAAGAGAUCUAAAAAGGUUGGUAGAACUGAAAGCCAGCAGUUGUUUAUUGGUGGUGCAUCUGUCUUUCCUUAUGCUCUCUGUAGUGCUUCCUGUUUGCUUUUACUUUUGGCCUUUUAAGCUACAAACCACAAUUUGUUUGAAAAUGCUUGAAAAUCCCCAAGCAGGCUUUAUUUUUAUCUUGUCAUACAGUGCUCAGGGUUUAACGCAGUGCAUCAAUGCCAUUGCUGUGGGAGAUAUCCUUGAAUGCAUGUAUUGAGUAUAUAUAUAGAAAAUAUAUAUUGGGUUUUUCUCUUCAAUUUAUGAGUUUAUAAAAGCAUGAAACCUAGAGGUUGCACAUCAUGCAUUCAGGUUCCUUCCCAGUUUCUGUUUGACAGUGCAUGUCUUUGGAAACGGGCAUGGACAGGAUAAACACACAAGACAGGAAUUCAGAGAGAAACACAAUCUUAGUUGUACAGCAUUGGUUAUUGCAUUUUUAUAGUGUUUAUACCCAGGUGUUGCAUUUUUUCUGGUUCUCUCCUGGGGGUUAUAUAUUUGAGUCUACAACAUGUUCUUUUUGUGAUAAACAUCUUAAAUUAAAAUUAGUUCAUUUUUAAUGUAUUAAUGGUAUUCCUAAUGUGUACUGCAAAGAUGGCUGGAUGCCUAUUUUCCUUAAAUUGAAGCAUUUCCUUAAUCCGAGGUGGUUAUGGAAACUUAAGUGCAAAUUCACUUCCAUCUCGCAUACAAUCUUAUAUUUUUUACUUCAUUAAUGUAAUUUAAUUUGUCACUUGUAAGAUGAAACCUUACUUGAGCUGUAAAUUAGAGAAUGGGAAACACUUGAGGGUUCUGCUGUAUGUGCUGUUUCUGUUACCCAGUAACUUGAAUACUGUUUAAUAUGUUGUAAGACAUUGUAGAGUUUAUCUGGAGCUGUUUAAAGAAAUUGUAAUGUACAAAUGUGAAUAGUCACUUAUCUAUAAUAUGGGUAAGUUUUGUUUUGCCUAUAAUAGUAGAUGUUUAUAAGAAAGUGAAGGACAAUGUUUGUCAUUUCUUGCUUGCACAGGUUGCACUAUUGAAAAAUUGAGAUUGUAUAAACCUGUCCAAAAAAACUACAAGAUAAUGAUCUUGUAGAUGUCAAAUAAAAGUUAUUGUACUAACAAGAA